Messenger RNA from Guillardia theta CCMP2712, 726 nucleotides. RefSeq lists its product as hypothetical. Lineage: Eukaryota; Cryptophyceae; Pyrenomonadales; Geminigeraceae. Gene Ontology annotation, biological process: signal transduction; inositol metabolic process; phosphatidylinositol phosphate biosynthetic process. The record is from RefSeq and is a predicted model, not a curated record. Gene Ontology annotation, molecular function: inositol monophosphate 1-phosphatase activity. The coding region runs from base 1 to 726 and encodes 241 amino acids. The transcript is spliced from 5 exons.
AUGAAGAAGGGACUCGGGGCAGAUGUGAAGAAAACGAAGGCUUCGAAGAAGGACCUGCUCACGGAAAUCGAUCCGAUUUGCCAGAAAAUCAUUGAGGAUGAGGUUCUGAAGCAGUUUCCACUUCACAAGUUCCUCGGUGAGGAGAGCGUUGAUCCCGGUUCUGCCGCCUCCUCCAAGGCUCUCUCUGAACUCAUCAGCUCGGAGUGGCUCUGGGUCGUUGACCCCAUCGAUGGCACCACCAACUUCGCGCAAGGGAUGCCGAUGAGCGUGAUCUCCAUAGGGGUAGCGCAUCGAGGGAAGCCAGUGGUGGGAGUGAUCCUCGAUCCCUUUCGGGAUGAGCUGUUUCAUGCCAAGCUAUCCUGUGGGGCGUUCCUGAACGGCCAGAGGAUCGUGUGCGGCAGCGAGAGCGCAGUGGAGGACUCGGUCAUUGUGGCAGGGAGCCCAACGAACCUGAGGUCGAUAGCGCCCUCCUUGAGAGGGAUCAACGCCUUGAUGCCUCACUGCCGGUCGAUCCGCAUGCUUGGGUCGGCUGCUCUGCACUUGGCAUGGAUUGCCUGUGGCAGGUUGACGGCAUACUUUGAGCCAGACCUCAACUCGUGGGACACAGCAGCCGGUGCUGUCAUCCUCCGAGAGGCAGGAGGCCGCUUGACCGAUCUUGAAGGGAGCGAUUACCAGCUUACAACAAGAGCUGUAAGUGUUUCCACUGGCUUCGUCACGCGUGAAUGA